Dictyostelium purpureum is the source of this 1788-nucleotide messenger RNA. RefSeq lists its product as uncharacterized. The transcript is spliced from 4 exons. The coding region runs from base 1 to 1788 and encodes 595 amino acids. NCBI's taxonomy places the organism in Eukaryota, Evosea, Eumycetozoa, Dictyosteliales, Dictyosteliaceae. Gene Ontology annotation, cellular component: mitochondrial inner membrane. Gene Ontology annotation, biological process: electron transport chain. The record is from RefSeq and is a predicted model, not a curated record. Gene Ontology annotation, molecular function: iron-sulfur cluster binding; electron-transferring-flavoprotein dehydrogenase activity.
AUGUUAAAUAGAUUAUCUUUAUGUUCAACAAAAAAUUUCAAUAAAAUUAGUCAAGGGUUUUUAAAAUCCAAAACUAAUGUUUUCGGAUCAUCAAGUAUCAGAUCAACCUAUUCAUCAAUUAGAUUUUUUUCUACCACUGAAGAGUUACCACCAAGAGAAUCUGACCAAUUUGAUGUUGUUAUUGUAGGUGCUGGUCCAGCAGGUCUUAGUGCUGCUAUUAGAUUUAAACAACUCUCCGAAAAAGCUGGUAAAGACCUUAGAGUUUGUAUUGUCGAAAAAGGUGCUGAAGUUGGUGCCCAUAUUUUAUCAGGUGCUGUCAUGGAUCCAAAGGCUAUGAAUGAAUUAAUUCCAGAUUGGAAAGAAAAAGGUGCUCCAUUAAUUACUGAAGCAACAAAUGAUAAAUUUAUGUUUCUUACAGAAAAUAGUUCAAUUAGAUUACCAACACCAAGAUUAAUGCAUAAUGAAGGAAAUUAUAUUAUUAGUUUAGGUAAUGUUACAAGAUGGUUAGCACAACAAGCUGAGGAAUUGGGUGUAGAAAUUUAUCCAGCAUUCCCAGCUUCAGAAGUUUUAUAUGAUGAAAAUGGUGCAGUCAGAGGUAUUGCUACUGCUGAUAUGGGUAUUGGUAAAGAUGGUAAACCAACUUCAAACUAUGCAAGAGGUAUGGAGUUAAAUGGCAAACUUACUCUUUUUGCUGAAGGUUGCAGAGGUAGUUUAACAAAAACAUUAUUUGAUAAAUUUGAUCUUCGUAAAGAUUGUUUACCACAAACUUUUGGUUUGGGUAUUAAAGAGACUUGGGAAGUUUUACCAGAAAAACAUCAAAAAGGUUUAGUUGUACACAGUUUGGGUUAUCCACUUGAUCUUAAUACUAUGGGGGGUGGUUUUAUUUAUCAUGGUGAAAAUAAUACAGUUUCAUUAGGUUUGGUUGUUGGCUUAGAUUAUUCAAAUCCAUAUUUAAAUCCAUAUCAAGAAUUCCAAAAAAUGAAAUUACAUCCAUUUGUUAAAGAUAUGUUAGAAGGUGGUUCAUGCAUUCAAUAUGGUGCUAGAACCAUUAAUGAAGGUGGCUAUCAGUCAAUUCCAAAACUUAUUUUCCCAGGUGGUGCUUUAAUUGGUUGUACCGCUGGUUUUGUCAAUGUACCAAAGAUCAAAGGUUCGCACUAUGCUAUGAAGACUGGUAUGUUAGCUGCUGAAGCCGCUUUUCCAAAACUUAUUGAAGAGGAUAGUGAAUCCAAGCCAUUACUCAUUGAAGACUAUCCAAAGAAUUUAGAUAACUCUUGGGUUAUUAAAGAAUUAAAAGAAGUUCGUAAUAUUCGUCCAGCUCUUCAUUGGGGUUUCAUUCCAGGUAUGAUUUAUGGUGCAAUUGAAAUGUAUCUUUUACGUGGUAGAGGACCAUGGAGCUUAUCUCAUGGCAAGGAUAACGAAACUUUAACCCCAGCUGCCCAAAGUAAGAAAAUCGAAUAUAAAAAGCCAGAUAAUAAUAUCACUUUCGACUUAAUGACAAGUGUUAUGAGAUCGGGUACUGGUCACGAAGAGAAUCAACCAUCACAUCUCAAAGUUGCAGAUAGAAAACUUGCUAAAGAAGUUAAUUACGAUGUUUAUGAUGGUCCAGAAGGUAGAUAUUGCCCAGCCGGUGUUUAUGAAUGGAUUGAAGGUGAAAAAGGUCCAACUUUACAAAUUAAUGCUGCCAAUUGUUUACAUUGUAAGACAUGUGAUAUUAAAGAUCCAAAACAAAAUAUCAAUUGGACUACACCUGAAGGUGGUGGCGGUGGUCCAGCCUACCAAAGUUUUUAA